Melanotaenia boesemani (Boeseman's rainbowfish) is the source of this 1356-nucleotide messenger RNA. RefSeq names its product TLR adapter interacting with SLC15A4 on the lysosome. The transcript is spliced from 2 exons. The record is from RefSeq and is a predicted model, not a curated record. The coding region runs from base 151 to 1104 and encodes 317 amino acids. NCBI's taxonomy places the organism in Eukaryota, Metazoa, Chordata, Actinopteri, Atheriniformes, Melanotaeniidae. Gene Ontology annotation, biological process: regulation of toll-like receptor signaling pathway.
UCUAGACAAUUAGUAGAAAAUGUUACAUUUUUGAGAAGCUUGAACUGACAUUCAGCACCCAAAGACAAGUUGUAAGCUGAUUUGGAGACUGACUCUGGUCCAAGGUAGGAAGAGGUCUAAAGUGAUGUUAGAACGGCUUGUUUGAGAGCCAUGCUUUGUGAGGGUAGAUUGCUGAGCAUGACCUACGGGGAGGUGGAGGAGCUGGAGUCCCUCCCUCUUCAAAAAUCUUCCAGCACUGCAUAUGAUCCAUCUAAAGCCACAUUUGUACCAGGCUCCAGCAAACCAGCUUCACUCAUUCAUCACAGCUCUGUGGAGCACAAGGAUGGCUCAGACAACACGAGUGCUUCGCUGGAGUUGUACAUUUCUCCCUUGCAGUCCUUAAAUCUCCAGGGAGCCUUUACAGGGAGACAGAUUUCCCCAGAGAUAAAGAUCCCAGCUCAGGCUAUCUCACUUGGCGACACCCCUUUUUUGGUUCCCUCAUUCUGCCAGAGCAUUUGUAAAGACUACAGCGACCUCCACAUUGGAGGUGACCAGGUGCUGCCUCUCUCAGCCAAUGAGGGUGAGCUACGGGUCUGUACUGAGGUGCAGGGUGUCGGCCCUUUUCUCCAAUCCUGUGAUGUCCCCCCGGCUGUGGAGGACUCUCCCCCAGGGGAAGCAUCUCAGAGCAGCCUGCUGUAUCCGUUGAGGAGAGGUUCAAAUCAUUGGAGACAGGGCAGUGGCCGUGAUCGGAGCUUUUUGUUCCAAGGGCGAGAAGGUCCGUUCUCAAACUCUUUUCUAAAUCACUACCUGGAGCAAAAGCUUUUGGAUUUAUACCAGCAAUAUAUGAUGGAGAACAUGGCAAGAGAAGGAGCCCCAGGUUCAGAUUCUGAAGCUGGCAACAUUUGCCCUCUACUAUGCUCGGAGCUGGUUCUGACCAGCCUUGACCAGAUCACUCUGCAGCUCAGCCGAGAAGGCAACCUAGAGGCCGGUCUGGCUAAGGACAUGGUCCUGAGCUGCCUGCUGCGGGUGGCUGGUGAUGUGCAGUCCAGCGAGAUCAGCACUCCCUUCCUGCAAUUUUCAAAUGAAACAUUGAGGGAGCAGCUCACAGAGAAUAAAGAGAUGUAAUCUGGGAGUCAAGGAACACUUCCAAUUCUGCCAUUUAAUUUGUUGUUUUACACAAAAAAGAUCCUACUUUUGAUUUACAAUUUCUUUAUUUUUUUUAUUAGCUUUUCUUUUUAAAGGAAAUUCUGUGUGUGAUAAUUAAUUUCAUGCAACUUAUAUUUACACAUAAUUUUGAUUGGUAUUCAGUUCUGAAUAUGUGUUGUUUUUGUUCAGUAUUCCCUCAGAGAAGGACAAUAAAUGAGAACUGAAAACAGA